Messenger RNA from Neolamprologus brichardi, 6238 nucleotides. RefSeq names its product failed axon connections homolog, metaxin like GST domain containing a (gene faxca). NCBI's taxonomy places the organism in Eukaryota, Metazoa, Chordata, Actinopteri, Cichliformes, Cichlidae. Gene Ontology annotation, cellular component: cytoplasm. The record is from RefSeq and is a predicted model, not a curated record.
AUAAUGGUUUGUAUUUAGCUUGGGAUUUAUCUAUUUUUGUUCGGCACUUUUCUUGACAUUACUCGAAUUGUUUUGCAAAGGAUGACCCGCAAAUCCACUUUUAUAUUGAAAGGCAUAACCGGAAACCCUUUUGUGUUUCUCUCACUCUUGACAGUAAUUAUAAAAAGGGGGACAUAACCUGGGAGCUCCGAGCGGGCUUCAGAGAAAGUCAACCCCGCUACGGGGACGGGCUCCGGGCGGGAUGCUUGUGUCCGGUCGGCUGGUCCUCGUGCCGUCGCGUCUCACCUGCAUCCGCGUGCACUGAUGAAGCCCCCGCUGAUGAAGCUCUUGGCUGCCAGAGUGAGGCGGAAAGUGGCCAGAGACAGAGAGCAUGUACUGGCGUGUCGGGUUCGCCUGGACUCGGUCGUGUGUGGUUGAUCUCGGUCCGAACCAGAGCCUCUCCUCCGGUCUGCUGGGGUCCGAUGAGCAGCUCUCGUUUUACGGGUACAUCAUCGCGUACCCACUGCAGGACUGCGGCGGGAUCAUGUCAGCUUUGGGCUCGGACUCGUGGUGGCGGAAAACACUGUAUUUGACCGGAGGGGCUCUGCUCGCUGCCGCUGCUUAUCUGCUGCACGAACUGCUGGCCAUCAGAAAGGAGGAAGAGCUGGACUCUAAAGAUGCAAUCAUACUCCACCAGUUCUCCAGGCCCAAAACUGGCGCCCCAUCUCUGUCGCCUUUCUGCCUUAAGCUGGAGACCUACCUCCGUAUGGUUGACCUGCCCUACCAGAACUACUUUGAUGGGAAGCUUUCGCCGCAGGGAAAGAUGCCAUGGAUCGAGUACAACCAGGAGCAGGUGUGUGGGACAGAAUUCAUCAUCGACUACUUGGAGGAGAAGCUGGGCGUGAGCCUCAACAAGAGCCUGACACCCCAGGAGAAGGCCUUAUCACGCGCCAUCACCAAAAUGGUGGAUGAGCACUUCUACUGGACCAUAGCUUACUGUCAGUGGGUGGACAACCUGGAGGAGACCCAGAAGAUGCUGUCGGUGAGCGGUCCACUGAGUGACCUACUCAAGUGGAUCCUGAGUCACCUGACAGGUGGGAUCGUUAAGAGGGAGAUGUAUGGUCACGGGAUUGGACGGUUCUCUACCGAGGAGGUGUACGCCUUAAUGGAGAAGGACAUGCGCACCCUGGCCACCCUGCUAGGUGAUAAGAAGUUCAUUAUGGGCUCUAAGCUUUCAACAGUAGACGCCGCAGUGUUUGGUCACCUGGCCCCUGCUAUGUGGACGCUACCGGGAUCGCGGCCAGAGCAGCUAAUCAAAGGUGAGCUGAUCAACCUCGCCAUGUACUGCGAACGCAUCCGCCGGCGAUUCUGGCCCGAGUGGUUCGUCGACCUGGAGGACUUCCGCUACAACGACACCACAGAGGGCAGCGACUCGCCCUCGAAGCUCCCCGACCUCGGCCUCUACUCCCGCACGGACACUUUCCAGGACGAUACGCGCUCAAACACUUUACACACUCACACGCCACAAGACCCGCCAUCGUCUCAGAGUGACCCCACGGGCCACUCGCUGUACGACUCUGACAUGGACACGGAGUGCUCUGAAAUAGACCAGCCGAAGUGCUGACGAAACACACACACACACUUAUAGUACACACUACAUAUAGGCACGCCGCAGGAGGGAGCUGCAUCCCACCUAUGUUCUACCUCUUAGAACAGAAAACAAGAGGGGGGUGUAUUCGGCGUUCGCCGGCCGGGACGUUGAGGGUGUAGAAGGGUAAAGUGCCAACAGUAGUGGAGGAAAGAUUGCAGAACAAGGAAAAAAAGGUACAACAGAGAUGAAAAUGGAAAAGAAGUGAAGAGAAAAAAAAAAGAAAUGUAGGUUUAAAAGUGAGAACUAGACGCAUUCAAAUCAGGAGUAAAUGACGCAGUUGCCGAGAAACUCCUCCACAUCAACUGCAACCUUCUACCCGUUGUCCGUUGCGUGCCCACCGUUGUCCCUCGUAGCAGCUCGCACCACCCAGCAGCGUUUUGCGUCUGUGUGUGUGAGUAUUUGUGAGUGCAUGUGUGUGUGUGCGUGUACCAAAUGAACCUUUAAUACAUGAAAGGAACUGUACAGAAUCCAUCAGAAAGAAAACAUUUCAGUGUAAAUAUAUAAACGAAUCUGACUUCAUUCUCAGAUUUAAUAGAUAAAAACUGUAUUAUAUAUGAGUAUAAAUAAUAUAGAUAGGCUGGAACUAUAGUAUUAUGUCGUCUGUCAUAUGGUGUAAAUAUUCUAGGUGUUUCUCUUAUGAAUUCCUACCCUGCUGGUCUAAGAUCAGCUAGAGGAACCCUGUGAAUUCUUUUACUGUAUGUAUCCGAUUACAGGGAUAUUACAGUAUUUAAACAGUUGAGAAAAGAAAAAUCAUAAAACAUAAUAGGUAGUAAACUCCCAGUUUCCAUUAACAUCUUGUCUGACUGAGGCAAUUAUUUUGCCUCCAAAAAAAUCCCCCAAAUCUUAAUGUACGCUGCUGUAUUUAGGAGAUUUUACAUGCAUUCAAGCAUUGAGCGCACGCCAAACAAUCGUGUAGAUAUAGAGCAAUAGAUAGAAGACUGAAGACUCAAAGUGCAUGGCUGAUUCAGGCCCAUAAGUCUCUCUUAGCACCCCACAUUGAUAAUCUUUAGCUACAUUUCUUAGUAAGCCUAGUGUGGUGGAACGAUGUAGCUUGUUUGUCGGUGCCUCUGGCCAAAUCAGCCGUGCGAGGAUGUAUCCAAUGGAUUAUGGAAAAAAAGCACUUGUUUUCUUUCAGCAUUUCUGUCAGAAAAUGUUACGUAAAGCAAUAAGAGACACAGACACAGGUUCAAUUUAUGCCAGGCUGUGAUAAUUGAGGUGUGUGAUGGUAAGGGGCAGGCUCUAUGUGCGCUUGUCGUUCAUCAAGCGCACGUACCGACAAUGUUUUGUAUGCGUGGAAGAAAGGGCGAAAUACUAUUUAUGUUCCUGUGCAUGUUAGCCUCACAUCAUUUUAAAAAUAUUUAGCUCUAGAAGUUUGUUGACUGUACUUACAGUCCUGGUAUAAAGAAAGCACACCCUCUUUCAACUCUAAGGUCAGAAAACAUGUCAGGACAUAUUAAAAAGUCACAAGGUCUUAACAGAUUCUAAAAUAAUGUAUAUAUAGCCUCAGGUGAAUACCAACACAUGACUUAUUACACUGUGUUGUUAUUUAAAAAAAAUAAGCUGAAAUGCAGAAGCAGGAUGUGAAUAACCAAGUAUACCCCAUGGUCCAGUAGCCAUCUUUAAGCAUCAGUAAUCGGACGUGAUUGUUUUCUCCAUGACUGAAUCAGUCUCUCACGUUGUUGUGGUGAAAUUCUUUUCAUGUGGCUGCAACACAGACCGACAUCAUCACACCUCCACUCCUGUACUGGACAGUUGGUGUGACAUAUUUGUGUUUAUUUGCUUUGUUUGGUUUUGUCCAAACAUGGUGCUGUGCAUUAUGGCCAAACACCUCCACUUUAGUCUCAUCUAUCCAAACGGCAUUGUUCCAGGUGUCUUGUGAUAUGUUUAUAUGCAACUUUGCAAACGUUAGCCUUGUUGUCAGGUUCGUGUCAUAUUUUAAAAGGAAUGGGCAAACGAGUUACCAGGAGAAAGUUCAGUCUUUUUCUAACUGUCCUGUCAAGAACUGUAAUGUUUAACAUGCUAACUGAGGCCUGUAGAGUCUCAGAUUUAGCUCUUUGUUUUUUUCAGUUUCUGUAAACACGGCACAGCCGGACUUUGGGGUGAAUUUGCCAGGAUGUCCACUCCUGGGACGACUGACAAAUGUUUUCCCCUUGAGAUUAAUCUUUCUCACUGUUGAAUGACAGACUUCAAAUUGUUUAUAACCCUUCUCUAUGAACUUUGCAGAAGUCUUCGCUCCUUGGCAGUGUGUUAAUGCAAACAAGCGGCAAAACCUUUUCCUUUCAGAGAAUUGCUCGCACUUCCUGAUGAUCAGUUAAUGAAGUGCAUUUGAUUAACAGCAUCCGGUUGCUACUUCUGUGGAAGCAGUGAGGGUGUACACACACUGCAUCUGGCUUAGUUUUAGUUAAGUAAAUAAUGACAUGGUGUAAUAAUGUAUGUGUUAUUUUUCACAUCAGGCUGUAGUUACCUCAUUUAAGGAUCUGUUAAGGACCAGAUGUCCUGAUGCGCAAAACUGUAAAACUUAGUGUGGGUGUUCUUUCUUUUUCACACGACUGUACCUGAGUUAGUUAGGUGAACUUAGCAAUCACAGUCAGUCCCAGACAUUUUAUUCGACCUGUCCUACACUCUGUCCAUAACGGAGUUCCAGAGUUGCUGAAACUAAAGGUUCUGUUAGGGAACUUUAGGGGAAAUUACAGAUCUCACAGUAAACAAAUUGUGGAUGUGAUCAGUAAUUACAGUUGGAAAAACUGCAAUUUAAACCCAGAUGAGAGGCCUUUAAUGGGCGUAUACAUGAUGUCAGCCAGUAAGUUACACUAAAAUAUAUUUGGCGUAAUUUUAACAACUGCAUCUCCAGUUAGUCAUUUGUCCACCAGAGAGCACUGGAAGCAAUUUUUUCCAAAUAUGCUCACAACUCCCGCUGCUCUCAGUUCUAAUAACCACAUUUAUAGGAUAACAUUAAAAAUGUCUUUUAUGCUAUAAUACGUUGCUUUUGUAUGUUUGAGUCUUUCAAAUGCUCAGAUUUGUCUCCCAAAUGUGCAAGCGUGGCUUCGUUUGUGGGGAUGCUGCAUGUAUGUGAGACUAGAAUUAAAAACAGAUGUAGCAUUAACUUACCUCUAAUUCGAAAGAAGAAGCAACAAUCCUACAUAACGAAGGGAACUGAUGGGGAAAGAGUCCAAAGGAUGAGAGGCCUUUUUAUUUACUUUUUGAUCCUUAAGGCACUAUUACGAUUCUGAUGUCGUUUUAAAACCAUGAGUUUGAAUGUGAUGAUGCCUCUCUGUUGAAUUCUGCUCGAUAAAACAAUGCCAUAAGUUGUUGGUCCAAACUCUGAGUCUGAUAUAAGCCUUUUGUGGGGACACAGCAGACACUGAAGCCUUUAUGGGUGUGUGUGUGUGUGUGUGUGUGUAAGUGUGUGUGUUCAGCAGCUGAAUUUCAGUGGAGUAACAGACUGAAACUAAGAAGCUAAUGAACUAAAAAGUUUGGUUUGGUGUCUUAAAACCCCUGGCCUGCAUGCUAUUGCCUUUUAACGUCAGUAGUCAGAUUCAGCCUGAAGCUAAACUGUUUACUUCAUACCAGUGCCAGUGUAUGACUUCUGUUUUUGUAUGUUACAUUUAUUUAUAUAUUAUAUUUAGUUUAUGCUAUUUCUAUUAAUUUAGUAAGAUGACUGAUGUGCUUGAAUUUGAUAAGUAAUUCUACUUUUUUUCUACAUUUUGCACUUUAGUUAUGUUUACACGUGUUAUUUUUCUAUGUCUGAAAAUCACUGUCAGACUAAUGUAUGCAUGGGUGUAUUAGUGCGCUGCUAGAUUUUCUUCAGGCUUCUGCUGACAUAUAACUCUUAUAAAAGCUACACAUGUCCAUGCAAGUCACAGCAGUGGUUGCAUGUAUAUCCACAACCUGGAAAGUUUUCCAGCUCAUACAUGCGGUUUGCUGCAUGUCUGACAUUUAGUGCAGACUCUGCCUUUACAAGACACAAUAACUCAGCUUCACCCCGCAGUGAUUUAUGUUCACUUGAAGCCGAGAUACCAAACUGACACUCGAUCUUCUGUAAGCAGGGUGAGGUGAGUCAUCCUGCUGAUCGGCUGAUCAUCAGUGUCUCCUCUCUCUCGUGCGACUUCACCUCUGGCAGUACAAAUUGCAAAAGUCCUCCUGAUAAGAGUCUGUUGCCAACUCUGUCUGUCUCAGUGUUCCUCUGCAUUUCGAGGUGAGAAGUCGGGGUUUAAGCCCCGCCCUGCGCGUCACUGUUCCCAUUCUACCCCGAUUCCUGCUUGUAGACUUGUAGAAGCCACAUUGCGCUGUUGUCUUGAUGUUGUGCGUGCGGAAAAACACUUGUGGUAUCUUGUUGGACUGUAAAUAAGUGAGCCAGAAAAAAACCAAACUAAAUAUAUAAUUUAUAAAUGUAUAUACACACAUACAUAUAUAUAUAUAAUAUAUAUAUAUAUGUGUAUGUAUGUAUGUAGGAAGACAGAGAGAAUGAGAUAAAUGAAUAUGACCUGAAAGAACAUGCUCUGCAAGGGUUUAAAAAAAAAGAGAUUCUUAUGAAUGUAUCAUAAACAGAGAUAAAAUGCUGUAUGACAAUGGAUUACUUCUAAUAUUUCAUUAAAUAUAACUGCCAUA